Messenger RNA from Penicillium longicatenatum, 1137 nucleotides. RefSeq lists its product as uncharacterized. The record is from RefSeq and is a predicted model, not a curated record. The transcript has 2 exons. Bases 1 to 1137 code for a protein of 378 amino acids. NCBI's taxonomy places the organism in Eukaryota, Fungi, Ascomycota, Eurotiomycetes, Eurotiales, Aspergillaceae.
AUGCCAUCCAAAGGUCAGGGGAACCUGGGACAGGCCAUUCAGGAGAAUCUCUGGAAGCGGGUAUUGUGGGGCCUUCCACUAUUCAGCCUGGUGUGUAUCGGAGCCAGUGCAGUCGGAUCUACGAUACUGAACAUCAGGCCUCACAUGGAAGCGAUAUUAGAGCAGGGAUUCUGGACUGGUAGCACUGGAGAAAUUUUCAGUAUCCACAAGUCGUUCUACAAGCUUCAGUUUCUGGAUGAUAUCUUCCAACCUAUUAUCAUGUGUUUCCUGCCCUCAUUUACAGGGACAGAUGCGCAUUCGUGGACCCAGAUGUUCAGCUUCAUCCCGGAAUUUGGUGCUGUAUAUGGUAUUUGGUUACUGGAAGGGUAUCGCAAGGUACAUUCGCGGCCUGGAGUAUUAUUUCCAAUCAUCAUGGGGCAAGCAGCCCAACUGCUGUCGGUUGCUGUGUUCGGCCCACUAUAUUACUUCCUGCAAUACCUUCAACUCUCGCUCCACGAAACAGUACAAAGCAACAACCGGGAGAUAGACCCAACAUGCGUAUACACCCUUCUCGCAGCUCUAGCUGCAGCCCACUAUGUCCCCGCAUACGCCAGCUUUCUCGUCCCAGAUCUCCAAGAAAGACAAUGGUGGAACGCAGUAUGGCAAAUAUUCCCUCUAACAGUUCCCCUUCUCCAACUCCCGUUAUCGUUCUUUCUAGGGCAGAAGCUUGAUCCAGACGCAACAUCUGUCCCAGCUCGCGCAGAAAAUAGGAAGAGGAGCCUAGCUGUGAUCCGCGUGGCGUAUUUCUCGUUAGCUGUGAUUUCGGCCGUGGGAUUCAUCUAUGCACGUGCUAAAGCACCGGUGGGGUCUUCAAUGUUGGUCAUUUUCUUGCCGAAUGUGAGGGGGUAUGUGUUGGGUGAUGCUUCUUUUGAGGAGGGCAUGGCGAGAUUCAUGCAGUAUGAUCAGACCAGUUCGAUGACAGCGGGAUUCAUGUGGCUUGGUUUGCGCUUGCGGGAGCUGAAGCGAUCUGGCGUUGGGUUCUCUUGGAUAAGGGUUGUUAGUGCCUUAGUAGGAAUUACCUGUGUCUUUGGGCCAGGGACUGCGUUCGUGCUUGGAUGGGGGUGGAAAGAGGAGUUGCUUCACAGAUUGGGAGCCUGA